Messenger RNA from Echinops telfairi (small Madagascar hedgehog), 799 nucleotides. Its product is annotated as sodium channel modifier 1. NCBI's taxonomy places the organism in Eukaryota, Metazoa, Chordata, Mammalia, Afrosoricida, Tenrecidae. The record is from RefSeq and is a predicted model, not a curated record. The transcript is spliced from 7 exons. Bases 63 to 749 code for a protein of 228 amino acids. Gene Ontology annotation, biological process: RNA splicing. Gene Ontology annotation, cellular component: nucleus.
GCCUGAAAAGGCUGGCGAGUGCAGUGAGCGCGAAUACAUUGUUUCUGGGACCCACAGUCGCUAUGUCUUUCAAGAGGGAAGGAGACGAUUGGAGUCAACUCAAUGUGCUCAAAAAACGAAGAGUCGGGGACUUGCUGGCCAGUUUCAUACCGGAGGAUGAGGCGCUGAUGCUACGGGACGGACGCUUUGCUUGUGCUAUCUGCCCUCACCGGCCUGUGCUGGACACCCUGGCCAUGCUGACUGCCCACCGUGCAGGGAAGAAACAUCUGUCCAGCUUGCAGCGUUUCUUUGGCAAGAAACAACCAGGAAAGGGGACGGAACAGCGUCCACGACAGCAGCGUGAAUUGAGGGAAGAUACCAAAGCUGAGGCUCCUCUGCUGGCCCAGACGCGAUUUAUCACCCAGAGUGCUCUGCACAGAGCUCCCCACUAUAACAGUUGCUGCCGGCGGAAGUACAGAUCUGAAGCCGCUGGCCCCUCAGUCUCCACAACCCCUUUGCCGCCCCCAGAGGUUGGACUCAAAAAGGAGAUCAGCAGGGGAUCUGAGCCUGAGGCUGGUCCACAGGCCAAGAAGUCAGCAACCGCCCCUGCCCCCGCCCCCAUGAGCCCCACACGCCGAAGGGCCCUGGAUCAUUACCUCACCCUUCGAAGCUCUGGAUGGCUCCCAGAUGGACCAGGCCGAUGGGUGAAAGAUGAGAAUGUUGAGUUUGACUCUGAUGAGGAGGAACCCCCUGACCUCCCCUUGGACUGAUGCCCUCCCUCCCCUUCAGUUCCCCCAAUAAACUACCACAGGCACUGGGA